AUGAGACUGGAGUUUCAAUCAACCAUUGAAAGUUUUAUAUUUCACCCACCUCUUCUGGUUCAUUCAUCUUUAUCACAACUACGUUACUUAAUAUUAAGUGAAGGUCUACCUGUGGAAUCAGCAAAAAAAUUGAGAAGAUUGCGUUGUUAUAUAUGGUCUAUCCUGUCAAGAACUUCAAUGGAUAAUUGUACUAAUGAGUACAUAGAGUUGUUGAAAUUAGGUGCCCCUCAGUCCCCAAUAUAUGAUAAAAUUAAAAAUGAUACAGGCAGGACUUUUCAAACAGAUCAGUCGUUUAAAGAAAUUGUAUCAGAGGAAGCUCUAAUACGUUGUUUAUCAUGUUUUGCUUGGCAAACACAAGAAACAGAAAAUAGAUUCAAAAUUACUACAUAUGUGCAAGGCAUGAAUAUUCUUCUAGCUCCUCUAUUGUAUACGUGUCCCUCAGAACCUAUGGCUUUUAGAUUAUUUUCAACAUUAUGUUAUUCUUUGGUGCCUACAUAUAUUACAAAUAAUCUAGUUGGUGUAGCUAAUGGUGCUAAAUUAUUGGAUAUUUGUUUGAAAUUAAUUGACCCAAAACUAAGUAAAUUUCUAGGUGACAAUUUGCUGACGGCUGAAAUAUAUGGGAUGCCAUCUAUUUUAACUUUAUCAAGUUGUAAUAAACCUUUGGAUCAAGUGUGUAAACUAUGGGACUUUAUGUUUGCUUAUGGUUUCCAUAUGAACAUAUUAUUUAUAAUCGGUAUGUUAGUAAAGAUAAGAAAGAAAAUCUUUAAAGCAGAUUCACCUAUGAAUCUUUUAAAGGAUUUGCCAGAAUUUGAUGCUAAUGAAAUUAUUAGAGUGGGUAUAGGGUUUUUACCUAAGAUUCCCUCCAAUGUCUAUUCCAUGUUAGUUGAACAUUUGACAAAUCCUGAUCUAUCUAUAAGUUAA
Messenger RNA from Arxiozyma heterogenica, 921 nucleotides. RefSeq names its product Bub2p (gene BUB2). The transcript has a single exon. Gene Ontology annotation, biological process: negative regulation of septation initiation signaling; activation of GTPase activity. Gene Ontology annotation, molecular function: GTPase activator activity. Lineage: Eukaryota; Fungi; Ascomycota; Saccharomycetes; Saccharomycetales; Saccharomycetaceae. The record is from RefSeq and is a predicted model, not a curated record. Bases 1 to 921 code for a protein of 306 amino acids. Gene Ontology annotation, cellular component: mitotic spindle pole body.